Molecule: messenger RNA, 2190 nt
Organism: Ylistrum balloti
Lineage: Eukaryota; Metazoa; Mollusca; Bivalvia; Pectinida; Pectinidae
Exons: 3
Coding region: 1-2190 (729 amino acids)
Source: RefSeq, a predicted model, not a curated record
AUGGGAGCUAUGAGCUUUGUGACGGUUGGGCUGCUUUUGCUGCUGGCCGUUCGUAGUGUUCCUAUAUGGGGCCAGAAGCCAUUAGAAGGGGCUAUGAUAGCCCCAGUGAUGAGAUCUGCCAUGUGGGCAUACCUAGGGAAUGCUGCGUACGCCGAUCAACUUUGGCAAGCCGUCAACCAUGACUACUUCACCAGAUUAAAUUGUGGCGGACUCAGAACGACUGACUCAGAUUACGAACAAAAGUGUAGUCCCUGUGGCGAUGCCGCUAACUCUAACAGGCCAAAUGAACACGGUGGAAAAUACUCCAUCGGCAAAGUGGUAGCAAGGUAUCGCGAGAGCCAAUAUGUCAACGUCUCUGUGGACAUCAGAAGUUUAAAUCCAGGAGGCACAUUCCAAUUCUCACUGUGUGUAACGGAUAAAACCACGAAAGUGUCUCAUUCCUGUUUUCAACAACACAUAUUGCGCUGGCAAAAUACACAAAUCACACAGAUACCUGCACCUCAACAGCAAGGUCUGGCGACAUACACCCUGAAGCUGCCCACGGGAGUCAUUUGUGAGAACUGUGUUGUACAAUGGCUGUGGAGAGAUGGAUCCUCCACAUGCGACCCACCUGGUAGUAGCAACUGUGGCCAACAAACCGUAACCAAUUGUGCUGACGUGCAGAUCUUCAGUGCGGGGGUUCCUUUUCCAGAUGGCUUUGAUCAUCCAAGGUAUGAUGCUUAUUCAAGUAUUUUCGAUCCCAUGGACACGGAUGACCAUGGUAUUGGUAUACACGUACCAAGAUCCUCCCUUGAUCUCGCGAUAACACUGAGACCAAGUGCAACAACCCCAUCUUCAAUACCGUCGCUAGGGGGAUCGAUUCCCGGAAUUUCACUGGUAGGUGGAUCCAUUCCCAUUGUAAAUCCAGGUGGUAAUUCUUUUCCAGGCACAUCGCCUGAUAGUUCUAUCCCUGUGAUAACAGUGAUACCAGAUGGAACAACCUCGGCUAAUUCUUCAACCAGUGAUGAUAGCGGUGAACCUCCAGAAACUUCGGAAAAGCUCGUGGAACCAGUUGGGGUGGUGUUGCCUGCUGUAGUAGGAACAUCUAAUGUACUCGCAGGAAAUAACGGUAUCGGCAUAGCGUUGCUUCUAUUCGCCUUGUACAUGUAUCUAUCACAACAACAGCUGACACAAGGGGAUGCGGUAUUCGGACCAUCAGCGCCACCUGGUAUUUUCUCCACGCCUUUGACAUAUCAAAAUUACAUGAGCCCAACCACGUCGAUCCCACAGUCAAUAGUACCUAAUGCACCAGUUUUCAAUAGCGGUGGAUUGCCAAAUACACAAGUUUUGAACGGGGGAACUUUCUCGUUCCCGCAGUCAUUUGCAGCUAACACACCAAUUCAAAAUAUCGGUGUUUUGUCCAACACACAGGUUUUAAAUAGUGGUACUAUUCAGGGUCAACCUGGAUUUGGAGGCCUGCCUUUUCCUUUCUCACAAAAUAGUUUUUUCCUACCGGGAUCCUUAAACACAGCGAUUACUCCGUUGCCACAGUCUGGAGUUGGUGGUCCCAGUAUGGAUGUAUUUCAACAGCCGUUCUCAAAUACAAACACUGGUUUCACGUCCCUCCAAACGCCAUUCGUUGAUGGACGUGUUCCAACAUUCAAUCAACAACCAUUUUGGGGCAACAGUUUGUUUGCGACACCAAAUAUCCCUGUAACUACCAAUGGGUUCAACAUGGCUUCUCAACAAAUACUACAAAACAACAAUGCAUUCGCGACGAUCCCAACACAGCGGUCCUUUGUCAACGGAAUCUCACAAUCGGGGGGAGCAUUCCUGACACAGACGUCCCUCCAAACGCCAUUUCAAAGUAGCCAAGAUGUUGUUUUUCCUCAAUUUGAUCAGGAACCAUCCACAAUACGACGGAAAGAAAGAAUGUAUAAUGGUAGCGACGAACUGGAGAGCUGUGAAUGUCAUGCGCGCAUUUACCUACUGACAGUGUAUUGUCACAAGCUGUCAACGGAGAAAUGCCGAAAAUAUGACGCAUGCUUCUGUAAACAAGAGAGACGACUUGUUCCAGCAACGAUUAAGCAAGGACAGCGCACGCGCUCGUCCUUCAAUACAAAUCAAGAACAGAAAAUGACGUCAUCAGCACGUGGGAGUAACUUCCAGCGCCGUUUUCGUGCUUUCCCAUCUAAUAAACAAAACCAAUAG